Molecule: messenger RNA, 2563 nt
Organism: Vombatus ursinus (common wombat)
Lineage: Eukaryota; Metazoa; Chordata; Mammalia; Diprotodontia; Vombatidae
Product: acid-sensing ion channel 2-like
Exons: 11
Coding region: 1-1725 (574 amino acids)
Biological process (GO): sodium ion transmembrane transport
Cellular component (GO): membrane
Molecular function (GO): ligand-gated sodium channel activity
Source: RefSeq, a predicted model, not a curated record
AUGAGCCGGAGCGGCGGAGGAGCCGGGCUGCCCCUCGCGGCGGGGGCGGCGGCGGCGGCGGCGGCGGCACUGAGCCCCUCGGGACGCUUCCGCAUGGCCCGAGAGGAGCCCGGGGGGGCGGCGGCGGUGGUGGCCGGGCAGCUCGGGGGCGGCCGGAACGACGGCCGGGAGCGGGCGCUCCCGCGCUCGGGGCCCCGGCGAGGGCGGCUGCCCCUCAGCCGCGCUAAACUGCACGGGCUGCGGCACAUGUGUCCGGGGCGCACGGCGGCCGGCGGUUCCUUCCAGCGUCGGGCGCUGUGGGUCCUGGCCUUCUGCACGUCGCUGGGCUUGCUGUUCUCCUGGUCCUCGAACCGCCUGCUCUACUGGCUCAGCUUCCCCUCGCACACGCGGGUGCAUCGCGAGUGGAGCCGCCAGCUGCCCUUCCCGGCCGUCACCCUGUGCAACAACAACCCGCUGCGCUUCCCGCGUCUCUCCAAGGGGGACCUUUACUACGCCGGCCACUGGCUCGGGCUGCUGCUGCCCAACCGCACCGCCCGUCCGCUAGUCAGCGAACUGCUCCGAGGGGACGAGUCGCGCCGCCAGUGGUUCCGCAAGCUGGCCGACUUCCGCCUCUUCCUGCCGCCGCGCCACUUCGAGGGGAUCAGCGCCGCCUUCAUGGACCGCCUGGGUCACCAGCUGGAGGACAUGCUCCUCUCCUGCAAAUACCGGGGCGAGCUCUGCGGGCCCCACAACUUCUCCUCUGUGUUUACAAAAUAUGGGAAAUGUUAUAUGUUUAACUCAGGAGAGGAUGGAAAACCUCUGCUCACGACAGUCAAGGGAGGAACAGGCAAUGGGCUGGAGAUCAUGCUGGACAUACAACAGGAUGAGUACCUACCCAUCUGGGGAGAAACAGAGGAAACAACUUUUGAAGCUGGAGUGAAAGUUCAGAUUCACAGUCAGUCUGAGCCACCCUUUGUCCAGGAGCUGGGCUUUGGUGUGGCACCAGGAUUCCAGACUUUUGUGGCCACACAGGAGCAGAGGCUCACAUACCUGCCCCCUCCUUGGGGAGAAUGCCGAUCUUCAGAGAUGGGACUCGAUUUUUUUCCUGUUUACAGUAUCACGGCUUGUAGGAUUGACUGUGAAACUCGUUACAUUGUGGAGAACUGUAACUGCCGGAUGGUUCACAUGCCAGGGGAUGCCCCUUUCUGUACCCCAGAGCAGCACAAGGAAUGUGCGGAGCCAGCCUUAGGUCUACUUGCUGAAAAGGACAGUAAUUACUGUCUCUGCAGGACGCCCUGUAACCUGACCCGCUAUAAUAAGGAGCUCUCCAUGGUGAAGAUUCCUAGCAAGACUUCAGCCAAGUAUCUUGAGAAGAAAUUUAACAAGUCAGAAAAGUAUAUCUCAGAGAACAUUCUCGUUCUGGAUAUAUUUUUUGAAGCACUCAAUUAUGAGACAAUUGAGCAGAAGAAAGCAUAUGAAGUCGCAGCCUUACUUGGGGACAUCGGUGGUCAGAUGGGAUUGUUUAUCGGUGCUAGUAUCCUUACAAUCCUAGAGCUCUUUGAUUACAUUUACGAGCUGAUAAAAGAGAAGUUGUUAGAUCUACUUGGGAAAGAGGAAGAGGAAGGGAGUCACGAUGAAAAUGUGAGUACCUGUGACACGAUGCCAAACCACUCCGAAACCAUCAGCCACACUGUGAAUGUGCCCCUGCAGACGACUCUGGGGACCCUGGAGGAGAUUGCCUGCUGACACCCCCUGCCCCGAGGACGGUCCCGUCCCCCACCCCGAUGAAACCAACCAGAACUUUGAGACCCUGAGACCCAGGAAAGUGGACGGCAAGCUCAGGGCUGAACCCAAUGAAAAGAGUCAAUCGCUAUGCAUUUAAAAAUAUAUCUAUAUAUACACCACACAUACACACAACAAAACAAAACAAAACAAAACAAAACAAUCUGCCAAAACCUAGCAAGAGCCACCUUUGACUUGAUUCCGUCCUCGUUCCCCAUGGGGUGUGACUCUCUUCUCCAGAAGAGAAUUCCAUAAUUCUGGAACUGUGCGUAAACAAAGCUGGCCAUUUCUCCUACUUUACUGCCAAAUGUAUAAAACACUUGCAUGCCUGCCCUUUUUACUGCGCCGUGUCCAUCUCUGUCUUUAUAAGCCACAUUCCUCUCUUUGCGGUUUCUGGUUUUCACUCCGAGGCCCGAGUGCUGGCGGGACGAGAUCACAGCCCUGACCUCUUUCCCCGAUGACAAAAACCACCUUUACUAACUCUGCUGGCCUGAAUGAGAAUAAAAACCAAGCCACCGAGUAUGAAUCUGACAGACCCUUGAGUGCAUUUUUGUCCUUGUGUAGUUUUCACUGGUUCUUCCAAGAAAGGGCCGGGCAUUGUGACGGCCACGCCCUCCUCCCUAAACCCCAGCUGGCCCCAUGGGGUCCUUAGCACCAAAGGGGACCAGCUCCCAACUGCCCAGGGAGCCUGGGACAGACUCAGUGACCUGGAAGAUCUAUUCAUGACUCCUCUGUUGUAUUUCUAUUGUCAUGUAGCUUGUAUACUCUGGUCCUUUUUCUUUGAAACGGGUGAGGAAAAGGU